Myxocyprinus asiaticus (Chinese sucker) is the source of this 2288-nucleotide messenger RNA. RefSeq names its product zinc finger BED domain-containing protein 4-like. The transcript has 2 exons. NCBI's taxonomy places the organism in Eukaryota, Metazoa, Chordata, Actinopteri, Cypriniformes, Catostomidae. The record is from RefSeq and is a predicted model, not a curated record. The coding region runs from base 987 to 1787 and encodes 266 amino acids.
ACACACUAUACGCGGCCAUAAUAUUCGCCGGUUACACUCAGUUACUGUAAUUUAUGGUGACACUGAUACUACUGCAAAGAUGUGUGUAUAAAAGAGUAUUACUGGGAAGAAUAUAGACAAAAGAAUAGUAAAAAAAAGAGGCAUCUCUCACUUUAGGCAGAAGUGUGAAUUAGAGAUGCACAGGUUGACCAGCCAUCAAUCGGAACAGUUUUUUUUUUUUUUUUUUCUGUGUUCUGGAAGUGCACCCAUGCACACAAAUUGCACUGGAAUAAUUUCAAUGUCAUUUGUGUGGAAAUAUUACAAAGUCUGUAAACAGGAUGUUAAGAUUGCAAUCUGUAAUGUCUGCAAAGAAAAAGUUUAUCACGGAGGAACAACAGCGAAGACGUUCAGCACGGCAAAUUUGAUCCGACAUUUGAAAGUGCAUCACCCGAAAGAACGUUAUGAUUAUCUUAAAUGUGUUGAUACUAAACAGCCAAAAGCUUCACCCCUAACUCAACAAUCGGUACAAGCCAUGUUCCAGAAAACCCAGAGCUACGGCCAAGAUAGUCAAGAAGCACUAGCCAUUACAAAGAAAGUAAUGGAAUUUAUUGCAUUAGAUGACCAGCUGUUUUUGGUUGUAGAAGAUCAAGGUUUUAGCAUUCUAAUGGCGCACAUGGAUCCACGAUACACACUGCCUAGCAGACAUUACUUUUCGGAUGUGGCUCUACCUGAAAUUUACAAUAAUGUGUCAUCCCACAUUCACAGUCUACUUAAAGCUGAUGUCACAUCCAUAGGUUUUACAACUGAUAUAUGGAGCUCUAAUGUGAGCCCAAUGUCUAUGCUGAGUCUGACAGCCCAGUAUAUUGAUCCUGACUUCAAACUAAAGACAUAAAGUUCUCCUACAUGCACAAGAAUUCUCUGGCUCACAAACAGCAUCUGCUCUUGCAAUGGCUUUUGACGAAAUGCUUAAAACCUGAAACAUUCCCAAGAGCAAAGUGCACGUAAUCAUGCGUGAUAAUGCCCCAAAUAUGUCUAAAGCAAUGCAGGAUGCUCAACUACCUAGCUUGCCUUGUAUGGCCCAUAUGCUUCAGCUGGUGGUAAAUGAAGGGUUGCUCUCACAGCGCAGCAUAAGUGACAUAGUAGCAUACUGGAAGAAGAAUAGUUGGCCACAUUCGCCUCUCGCCUGCUCCCGACUCCAGAAUGUGCAGACACAACUGGGCCAGUCAAAGAAAAGUCGACAACAAGAUGUUCCAACCCGAUGGAACAGCACAUAUUAUAUGUUGUUAAGUCUUACGGAGCAGGAGCAUGCUUUAGGGGUAUAUGCUGCAGACUACAAAUUACCGGCAACCCUUACUUCGUACCAGUGGGGUCUAAUUGAGAACAUCUCGACUCUUCUUGCACCGUUUGAGGAGCUUACAAAAGAGAUCAGCUUUUCCACAGCGACUGCGGCUGAUGUCAUUCGCUCAAUUGUUGCAUUGAAACGUCUCCUAAGAAAAAGUGCUGAAACGGAUCAUGGCAUGAAGAUGUUCAAAACCACUCUUUUGGAAGCGGUUGAGAAAAGAUUCAGCGACACUGAAUUGGAGCCCAUGUACUGUCUGGCUACAAUCCUCGAUCCAAGGUACAAGGAUCGAUAUUUCAGCAAAACACAGUCAAACAUCAAGUACGAGAAAUGCUUCAGAAUGUGUUACAAACAGAGACAGGAGAACAGAGGCCAGAGAUGGGACACGCUGAUGACGGGAGCAAAGAGGAAAGCACAGACGCGCCAGCAGAGAAAAUACUACGCAGAGCAAGCUCACUGUUCACGAUGAGAUAUUGGAAGAAAAUUCUGAGCAGAAUCACGUCAUGGGAAUGCAGAGCUACCUGUCCGAGGCACAGAUACCAAGAAGCGAACAGGCGUUGGUCUACUGGAGCACAAAUAAGAGCCACUUUCCUGCGCUUGCUGAAGUUGCGCAAGCGUACCUGUCUGCACCCUGCAUGAGUGUAGACAGUGAAUGUUUGUUCAGCUCAGCUUCUAAUGUGGUGGAUGAAAAAAGAAACAGAUUAGCUUGUGAAAAAGCUGAAAUGCUUCUUUUUGUAAAGUUGAACUUACAUACAUUGUUGAAAGAAAAGCCAUAAAUAAAGGCAAUAUAGCCUAGUUAUGUAUAAGAUUGUCAUUUCAUUAUAUCUUAAAAUUAUAUUGACAUAAUUUGAUUUAAAAAACAACUGCUGUAGCAUCUUUAUGUUUUACUCAUUGCACUAAACGUGAUUUGAUGUAACAUUUUGAAAUUAUUUUAUUUAUUUGUGUUUUAUGUAGUUUUACACAGCUAAAG